AUGUCCAAGGUAGCCAAGUAUCGCCGGCAGGUGAGCGAGGACCCCGACAUCGACAGCCUGCUGUCCACCCUGUCUCCUGAGGAGAUGGCGGAGCUGGAGAAGGAGCUGGACGUGGUGGACCCAGAUGGGAGCGUCCCCGUGGGGCUGCGCCAGAGGAACCAGACGGAGAAGCCAUCCACGGGCGCGUACAACCGGGAAGCCAUGCUCAACUUCUGUGAAAAGGAGACCAAGAAACUUAUCCAGAGGGAGAUGUCCAUAGAGGGGAGUGGGCAAGUGGAGGCCAAGACAGACGCCAAGAAGGGAGAGGAAAGGGGCAGAGAUGCCAGCAAAAAGCCCCCGGGCCCCAGACGGGACUCAGGCCUGGGCAAGGAGCCAAAGAGGGGCGGUUUGAAGAAAAGCUUCUCAAGAGACAAGGACGAAGCUGAGUGCAAAGGCUCAGAGAGGCCCGAGGAAGAGAAGCUCGUCAGGGGCCUCGAGAAGGGCCGGGUCAGGGCCGCGGUGGACAAGAAGGAGGCCGGGAGGGAGGGGCGGGCGCAGGAGGGGACGGCAGCCCCCAGGAAGGACGAGGAGCGGCGGGGCAGUGCGAGCGGAGACAAGGGGAAGAAGGGAGAGGGGAGGAAGGAAGCGAGCCAGAGAGGGGGGCCCGAGAAGGCGAAGGGGCAGGGGAAGGGCACGGACGCCCGGCCGGAGGGCCACGAGGUGGAGAGAGGGAGCAGGGACGGGGGUGCCCGGCCGGAGGACGAGAGGGCCAGAAAGGAGGAGCCCCGCCGUGCAGAGGCCCCCCGCGAAGAGCCCGAGCGCCCAGCGCCAGAGAGAUCAGCCCCUGGAGCCCCCGCCGACGGGCCCGCCCAGGCUGAGGAGGAGGCGGCCCCCAGCGUCUUUGACGAGCCCCUGGAGCGGGUGAAGAGCAACGACCCGGAGGUGACCGAGCUCAACGUGAACAACUCGGACUGCAUCACCACCGAGAUCCUGGUGCGCUUCGCAGAGGCGCUGGAGUUCAACACGGCCGUCAAGGUCUUCGCCUUGGCCAACACGCGGGCGGAUGACCACGUGGCGUUCGCCAUCGCCGUCAUGCUGAGGGCCAACAAGACCAUCACCAGCCUGAACCUGGACUCCAACCGCAUCACCGGCAAGGGCAUCCUGGCCAUCUUCCGGGCCCUCCUGCAGAACAGCUCGCUGACCGAGCUCCGCUUCCACAAUCAGCGCCACAUCUGUGGCGGCAAGACCGAGAUGGAGAUGGCCAAGCUGCUCAAGGAGAACACCACGCUGCUCAAGCUGGGCUACCACUUCGAGCUGGCCGGGCCCCGCAUGACCGUCACCAACCUGCUCAGCCGCAACAUGGACCGGCAGCGGCAGAAGCGGCUGCAGGAGCGCCGGCAGGCGCGGGAGCCCGGCGGGGCCGAGGCGCUGCUGGACGUGCCCCGGGCCGGGGCCCCCGCCCGGGACUCCCCCAGACCCUCCCCGCAGCCGUCCCCCAGGGCCGCUCCCAGGACCUCGCCGGGGAAAGGGGGCGCCCCGGCCGCGCCCCCGCCGCCGCCGCCGCCCCUGGCCCCCCCGCUCCUCAUGGAGACACUGAAGAACUCGCUCUCGCCGGCCACCCAGCGGAAGAUGGGCGACAAGGUCCUCCCCGCCCAGGAGAACUCCCGGGACCAGCUGCUGGCCGCCAUCCGCUCCAGCAACGUCAAGCAGCUCAAGAAGGUGGAGGUGCCCAAGCUGCUGCAGUAG
Lipotes vexillifer (Yangtze River dolphin) is the source of this 1725-nucleotide messenger RNA. RefSeq names its product leiomodin 1 (gene LMOD1). The transcript has 3 exons. Gene Ontology annotation, cellular component: myofibril; cytoskeleton; striated muscle thin filament. Gene Ontology annotation, molecular function: tropomyosin binding; actin binding. Bases 1 to 1725 code for a protein of 574 amino acids. The record is from RefSeq and is a predicted model, not a curated record. Gene Ontology annotation, biological process: muscle contraction; myofibril assembly; actin filament organization. Lineage: Eukaryota; Metazoa; Chordata; Mammalia; Artiodactyla; Lipotidae.